AGCUGUUGCCACAGCUGACUACGUUUUGUCCCAACAGUUUUCGGAACAAUAGUCUGAUAAAUUCUUAAGCAAAAUAGUAUGUCUUUGUUCCGUAUACGGCGUCUGCAGCCAAGUGCCAGCAUGUUAUAUCGAUGUGCAAGCACACUGCCCAGCCCCCAAUCGGAAGGCGGGGAAGUCAGCGCAACUGUCAAGCGGAUUCGUCAGGAGCUGGCCCAGGACAAACAGCACUUGAGCUGGCGUACGCCAAUUGGUGACCGGCCAGAGGAUUGGAAUAGUAAAUUGAAACUGUUUUCCAACUCGGAGCAAAACUCCGAUUUCAUAGUCAUGAUGCAGCGGCCCAUCGAUCUGAGCCCCAAGAGCAUGAAAGAAUGGUGGAACAAACGCCAGGAGCGCAUUGAGCGACACAUGCAACAGUUUGUGCCUGAACGCCAUAAGAUACUUGGUCCCGAGCUGGCUGCCGCACAUUUUGUAUUAUAUCGCGGUGGCGCUGCCAAGUUCUUGAACGACAAUCGCUGGCAUCGCGCUUCUGAGGACGGCGAGUUCAAUCUUCCCAAUAAAUUUAAUGCCAGCUUCAAACUGGAGGCGCUGCGCUGCGACAACAUGCAGCUGUACUAUGAGGGACUGGAAAACCUGCGCUGCUUGGAGCAUCUAAAGUUUUUGUCCUUUCACAAUGUAAAAACCUUUGACGACUGGUGCUUGGAUCGCAUUUCCGGCGGCGGUUAUCCGCACCUAGAGGUUUUGGAUCUUUCGAACACUGCCAUAACAGAAAGAGGACUAGCAUGUCUAUAUCGCCUGCCCAAGCUAAAGCUCCUAAUCAUUAACGAUCCCAAGGAGUCGCUCGAAAUGGAACUGGCCGCUGCUAUGCUGGAAGUGGCAAUGCCGCCGCUUAAAGUCAUAGCAGCCGACACCAUACAUGACCAAACAUAACCUUGUAGAAAUAUA
This is a messenger RNA of Drosophila novamexicana, 942 nucleotides long. Its product is annotated as distal membrane-arm assembly complex protein 2. The transcript has a single exon. Bases 79 to 927 code for a protein of 282 amino acids. The record is from RefSeq and is a predicted model, not a curated record. Lineage: Eukaryota; Metazoa; Arthropoda; Insecta; Diptera; Drosophilidae.